Molecule: messenger RNA, 609 nt
Organism: Macrobrachium nipponense
Lineage: Eukaryota; Metazoa; Arthropoda; Malacostraca; Decapoda; Palaemonidae
Exons: 1
Coding region: 1-609 (202 amino acids)
Source: RefSeq, a predicted model, not a curated record
AUGCAACUGGAUGUAGCUGUUGACAUUCUCAAGAAGGCUGAAACCUCCCUUGUUAGCUACAGAGACACUGGGUUUGCUGAUGCCCAGACAUCUGCCAAAGAGAUAUGUGGAGGAGUGAAUGUGGAAGCUGCUCUAAAGCAGAAAAGACUCAGAACUACUAAAAACAAAGGCAGUUUUCCUAUGAGGCCCCUGAUGAACCUAUACCGAUGCCUUGAAAAAAAUGGAGUUUUCAUUUUCAAUGUAGUUGUGGAUAUGGCCAUUGAAUCUCUGAGAGAGAGAACUGGAAUGAUGAGUGAUGUUGCAAAGAAAUUCAGUGUUCUCAUAAACUUCUCUGACCUGACAUCUAGUAAGCUAGAAAAGCAGGCAAAAGAUUUGUGUAAUACACUCACAUCUGGGGAUCAUUCUGAUUUAAAUUAUGAUGAACUGAUUGUAGAGAUGCAGUCAUUUUUUCCAAAACAAUCCCGCAAAACAAAAUAUGACAACAUAGACCUUGUUUUUCUGGAGGAGAAAAGGCCUGAAAGAGAUCUAUCCAAACAUGUGGCAUUAAGAAUUGCUGUCACUACACCUGUGACUGUGGCAUCUGCAGAGAGAAACUUCUCUAAACCUUAG